AUGAUGCUAAGACGGCGUGAUGUAGAGCAAUGGAUGAGCCAUAGACGGUUGCCAGAAGAGAUAAGAAAGAGGGUGCAAGAGACAGAAAGAUUCAGGUGGGCGGCUAGCAGAGGAGUCAAUGAAGACUUGCUUCUGGAGGUUAUGACGGAUGACCUCCGAAGGGACAUAAAGAGACAGCUAUUCUUAUUCCUAAAGGAGGUAAGAAUAUUCUCGUUAAUGGAUGAAUGCAUCUUAGAUUCGAUACGUGAGAGGCUGCGACAGAAGACAUACAUAAGGGGUAGCACUGUCUUGCACCGACGUGGCCUAGUGGAGCAAAUUAUUUUCAUAGUAAGAGGUGCGAUGGAGAGCAUUGGAGAAGACGGUUACGUUCUUCCUUUAUCAGAAGGUGAAGAACUACUCACUUGGUGCCUCGAACGCCCUGCAGUAAACCCCGAUGGGACGAAGAUAAGAAUGCUGUCGAAGGGAUUCCUUAGCACCAGAACUGUUAGGUGCGUGACAAACGUGGAGGCAUUUUCGCUAAGUGUAGCAGACCUUGAGGACGUAACGAGCUUGUUCUCGAGAUUCCUUAGUAGCCAUCGAGUCCAAGGAGCCAUUAGGUACGAGUCUCCUCAUUGCAGGCUACGAGUAGCUAGGCACAUUCAAGUAGUUUGGAGAUACAGGAAGAAACGGCUCCAGAAAUGA
Arabis nemorensis is the source of this 681-nucleotide messenger RNA. Lineage: Eukaryota; Viridiplantae; Streptophyta; Magnoliopsida; Brassicales; Brassicaceae. The record is from the annotation of a GenBank genome assembly.